This is a messenger RNA of Saprolegnia parasitica CBS 223.65, 1820 nucleotides long. RefSeq lists its product as hypothetical. NCBI's taxonomy places the organism in Eukaryota, Oomycota, Saprolegniomycetes, Saprolegniales, Saprolegniaceae. The record is from RefSeq and is a predicted model, not a curated record. The transcript has a single exon. The coding region runs from base 77 to 1759 and encodes 560 amino acids.
GCAGCAUACAAGCGUGACGACUCGAAGCGUGGCCGGCGCCUCUCGACGUCAUUUCCAAAGCGAAACCCUAACGACCAUGGUGUCGUUCCCUUCCAACGUGCCUCUGCCGCCGCAGAAGUACCGCAAGCUUCUCGGCGCGCUCUCGGUCUUUGCCGUGGUUGGCGCGGUCAUCGCCGUCGUCGCGUCCUCCAACCCGGACGCCGUCGCCACCAACAAGACGACGACGGGCAUGGCCAACGCCAACGGCGGCGUCUGCUACGACAUUUACCAGAUCGACCAAAUGCCGUCGCACUUUGCGACCAUCAAGUCGCAGUUCUCGGCCGUGCGUAUGUACCAGACGCACGUCGGGUCGUCGCCCAACCCGAUCGGCGUCGCCGCCAAGGCGGGCCUCAAGCUCAUGGCUGGCGUCUGGCUCCGGUCUGGCCAAGGCCAGAUCGACAACGACAUCCAGUCCAUCAUUUCGGGCGUCCAGGCGCACCCGGGCACCGUCAUUGGCGUCACCGUCGGCAACGAAGACUUGAGCAAUGGCUGGAGCGCGGGCCAGGUCGCGGCGCAGGUGUCGUACGUCAAGAGCAAGCUGCAGUCCGCGGGCGUCAACGUGCCCGUCGGAUCGGUCCAGGUCGACGGCGACUUUCUGAACGCGCCGUCGCUCGCGGCCGUGUGCGACAUUGUCGGUGUCAACAUCUACCCGUUCUUUGGGGCGUCGCCCAACUCGGUGAGCAACCCGGUCUCGGACCUCAGCGCCCGCUGGAACAACGUCGUCAAGGCGUUUGGCGGCAAGGCCAAGCUCACGGAGACGGGGUGGCCCACCGCAGGUGGCAACAACGGCAACCACGUCUCCAACUACGACAACGCGCUGAGCUACUACCAGGCGUAUGCGACGUGGUCCCAGAGCAAUGGCGGCGGCGUUCCGUUCUACUUUCAGUUCCACGACGUGACGGUCAAGGGCGGCUUCGAAGGCCAUUUUGGUCUCGCCGACUCGAACGGCAAGUGGAAGUUUAACAUGCCAUCGCCGACGUCGGCUCCUACACCGGCUCCGACGCCUGCACCGACGCCUGCACCGACGCCUGCACCAACCCCCGCGCCGACCCCUGCGCCGACGCCCGCCCCGACGCCCGCCCCGACGCCGGAGCCGACGCCGGAGCCCACGACGAGCGAGCCCACGAAGGAAUCGACGCCGUCGCCGACGAACACAACGACGCCUACUCCCACGACUCUCGAACCUUCGCACAACACGACGCUUGGCAACGCCACGGAGCUCCACGACGGCGAGCCCACCCCGGUCUUCAGCGGAUCGCAGGCCGGCGCGCUCAACGUCACGAUCUCCGAGUCCGGUGUCCUUGAGAGCACGAACGUGCUCCCUAGCUCCAGCGACGAGACGGUGCCCGGUGCCGUGCCGGAAGCUGGUGCGGUCCCUGCGGCUGGCAGCGCCCCAGCGACGGCGACUGGGAAGGACUCGGGUGUCGAGGUCAGCAACCAGUCGUCGGGCAGCAGCGACGCGACGGUCGGUGUGACGGCCACCUUGUCGGCCGUCGGCGGUCUCGCGUGCGUGGCUGCUGUCGUGUUUGUCGUCUACCGCCGCAAGCAGGCGAUGGAGGAGAAGGAUGAUCUCUUUACCCCCGCGACGGGCACGACGCGCCCGAUCGAAGCCACGUUCCCCGUCAACACGUCGUCGCCCCGUCGCAACAGCGUCGCCGCCAUGGAGGAGAACCGCCCGUCGGCGCUCGCGGUCCGUGAGUCGACGUCCGAGUGGUUGUAAUUAGUAUUAGUUCAUUGCAACACCAACUAAUCUCAUUCCGUCGACGAGGUCGCAUCGUCGC